AUGGAGUAUCAAAAAGCAUUUCUACUAAAGUUAUUUAAGAUUUUUACAAUCCUUUUAUGCUUUGCAACAACAAAUGCUGACCAUCAACAACAAAGGUUUAGAACAAACACCGCAACAACCACCAGUACAACUAGCACGGCUAGUACACAUACGUCCGGUUGGCUGGGCCCCGAACUAACGAUUGUACGUCGUGUUUAUGACGAUUGCUUGGAUAAAACCGAUUUUAUUGCUUGCCUAAAGCAAAAGGCAUUGCAGGCACUUUCACGUGCACUCGAACAGGACACUAUUAAAAUUGUGGAUGGGCUUGUAUUGGAACGUCAGAAUCACACGGAGACACAGAGCAUCAUCGAUGCUAUCGCUGACGGUCGUACUUUCCAACGUUUACAGUCACUAGAUCGCGCACUACUCACUCAAGCUGAUAAGCUUGUGCGUACCCAUGCGCUCAAGAUUGACAUGAGCGUGGGACGUCAAGAAAAAGGAAAAAAGGGUAAGAAAGGAGGUGGGCAUGUUAAGUAUGUCAUAGCUGCUCUACUUACCGCCAUGGGUAUUGCUGGACCAAUCGGAUUAAAAGCACUUGCCGCUAUUGCUGGUAAAGCAUUAGUCAUCAGUAAAGUGGCACUCACAAUUGCCGGCAUUAUAGCUCUCAAAAAACUAUUUUCGCAUGAUCACCACGAGGAGACCAGUUUUCAGGUGCAUGCUGGAGACCACAACAGACGCAGCACCUAUGUUAUACGUCCUAUGAAUAAGGCCAGUUCUGUUCCAGCAGCUGCUGCUAGCGCAUCAGUGGAUCCAUACCGUUAUUAUUAUGAGUACCAUUAGUUAUAUAUCUACAUACAUUCGCGCGGCAUUACGGCCGAACGCUUGCAAUUUACUUAUUGUAAAGAAAGUCCCUUAUAUAUGUAUAUUUUAAAUUUAUUUUUGUUUAAAAUCAAGAAAAUUAAAACAGCUAA
Messenger RNA from Teleopsis dalmanni, 950 nucleotides. RefSeq lists its product as uncharacterized. The transcript has 2 exons. Lineage: Eukaryota; Metazoa; Arthropoda; Insecta; Diptera; Diopsidae. The coding region runs from base 1 to 819 and encodes 272 amino acids. The record is from RefSeq and is a predicted model, not a curated record.